GUGUGUACUGCCGGUGACUACCCACCUCUCACGCACUUCAGCAAGGAAGGCGGAUUUCGAGGCUUGGCGCCUCAGGUGAUUCAGAAUUUUGCGUCCUCCCGGAACCUUAGCAUAGACUUCGUGCUAACUCCUUGGGCUGAACUCCAGAACUACCUGGAGACGAAGUGCGUGCUUGCAGCAGGAGGCAUCACCUGGACGGAGGAGCGUGCGAAGCAGUUUAUCGCCUCUGUGCCCAUAGAAGCAGACAGGAAGAUUCCGGUUUUUGCUUCAAGGAACGCGCCGCUGUUUCAGGACUUUAAGGAUUUCAAUCAGCCGGAUGUCAUCAUCGUUGAGAACCAUGGUGGUACCAACGAAAAGUACGCUCGCACAUUGUUUGAGAAAGGCCUCAUGACAAAGCCCAGUCUGGAGAUCAUUCCCACAAAUCAAGGGGCUUACGCUUGCCUACGUGAGUGUGGAGCGCGUCCACUCGUCAUGUUCACCGACAGCAUUGAGGUCGACUUUGUCUCUGGGCAGCCUGGAUCCAUUUUAUCUGAUUUGGGUGCCCGGAUAGCCAUGCCGGAUCUUCCAGCUUUCGAGAGCGAGAAGGUCUACUUGGCCAGGAACUCCUCCGAAGGUCGUGCGCUCAUGCAGGAGCUCAACAGGUUUCUGUUGGAGAUCAAGGCGGACGGUCGCUACCAGCUGUGGAAGAGGAACGCCUUCUCGGCUAAGUAUCCUUCUCCGGCUGCAGGCUGCCCACUUAAGCCUCGUUGUCAGGGCGGGAGCGACGUCUGA
Symbiodinium pilosum is the source of this 771-nucleotide messenger RNA. Lineage: Eukaryota; Dinophyceae; Suessiales; Symbiodiniaceae. The record is from the annotation of a GenBank genome assembly.